AUGGCCGUUAUUAGGGCUCUACUUGCCAGGAGCCGAGCCUUGCGCUCAUCCGCCGGGGGCUCAGGGUCCUCCACCCAGACCUGGCUGAAUCUCGGCGCCUUCGCGGCCGGCGGCGACGCCAAGCAGGAGGCGUGCUGGACCGACCUGAAGAACGCCGAGCUGGCGGUAUCUAACACCGUGGAAGCGGCGCAGCGGCAGUCCGAUGUGGUCGACUGGGCCCGGUGGGAGGGUCUCAUCGCGCACAAGGACAUCCUCCGCCACAUGAAACAAACUUACGACGCCAACAUCGCUAUGAUCGAGAAGGCAGCUGCCGAGGAGGGAGACAGUACACACCUCGAAUCGAACUGGGAGCUGUACGAGGCCGCACGUCAGAACUGCAAGCAGGCGACGCGGGCGGUGAACAAGAUAGUCGCCGAUGGCUCCAAGGCGUUGUGGCUGUCACAGAACAACCCGCCCGUGUGGAAGGUCGACACUAAUGAGUGGCUCGAGAGCGACCAGUACUGGCAAGCCUUCGUGGAGAAGCACGGCAUGUACUCGCAGUCGGGUGACGCGCCCGACCCAGAGGCGCCGGCCGUGGUCGAGGCCAACAAGGCCAGCUGGAACUCCAGAAUGGUCAAGUUCAACGAGCGUACUGACACGCCCAUGCUGUACGAGUACAUGCACCACCUCCCCGCCUGGGAGUACUACGACAUCAACCGCAAGCAGUUCUUCGAGCACAUGUCGUACUUCCUGCUGCGCACUGGCGACGAUUUCAGGCACUUCCCAGACCUGCCGCCGUGGCAGUGGCUGACGCACUUGGAGGACCAGCGCUUCAAAGAGUUCGCCGUCACUCAACGACGCAGGGAGAAGCGCCAGCUGGAGCGCGUGGCCAGGUUCGAGCCCGACGACUUCGGCACCGGUGAGGAGCACACCGGCGAGGAGACCUACAUGGCAAUGCUCACACAGGAGAAGCAGGCCGCCGAGCACACGCUGGCCAACCUUAUGGGAAACUUCAGCUUCCUUUGCGACCCGCUGGUGCCAGUGCAGUCGAAGUUCCAGCUGCAGUACAUCCUGUCCAAAUGCGGGCAUGACAAGAACGGGGGAGCGCGGGUGCUAUCGCUCGGCGACGACGUGAAUGCGUUGUUCGUGCUGCCAGCCAACGCCGCCGUGGAUGCGCCGAUGGCCUCGCCUUUGGAGUGCUUCCAUAACAUGAUGGAGCACUACCGCAUCCUGGGCAUGCGCAUCAACCCAUCGUACGCCACCCGUGUGGAGAACCAGGUGGAACUCAUCCAGCAGAGGGGCCCUAACUGGCUGAAGCUGAAGAACGAGACGGUGUUGGAGGCCUACCUCCGCCGCAUGCGCCGCGACGACCCGCUCAGGGCUGAAUUCGAGGAUUAUGCGCAGCAACUCCGCGAGAGAAUAGCAGUCGCCAAAGAGCUUCCGGAAGAGGAAUGGGAGAGUGCUAUCGCCAGGGUGGAAGAGCGUGCCAUGGAAGACGCUCUCGCCAUCAGGAAGCUGGAGGGCGCCAAGCACGAUAAGACAGCGCACAAACUGGCCGAGAUGGACCUGCAGCAGCUCAUCGAUGAUGGCCACCUCCUGGUCGUCGACCCCGCCACCGGAGCCACGGUCACCAACGCCGGUGAGGUCGCGGCCGCUCUCAAAUGA
Messenger RNA from Babesia ovata, 1644 nucleotides. RefSeq lists its product as uncharacterized. Bases 1 to 1644 code for a protein of 547 amino acids. The record is from RefSeq and is a predicted model, not a curated record. The transcript has 2 exons. Lineage: Eukaryota; Apicomplexa; Aconoidasida; Piroplasmida; Babesiidae.